Molecule: messenger RNA, 3267 nt
Organism: Ixodes scapularis (black-legged tick)
Lineage: Eukaryota; Metazoa; Arthropoda; Arachnida; Ixodida; Ixodidae
Gene: TTLL12
Product: tubulin--tyrosine ligase-like protein 12
Exons: 14
Coding region: 867-2582 (571 amino acids)
Biological process (GO): protein modification process
Source: RefSeq, a predicted model, not a curated record
CGCCAACGUUGCUCGACGAGGUUUUGAAAAGUGUCUGCUAUUCCCCCUCUGAACAAAGCCAAAAUGAAGGCGCCCACAUGAAAAUCCGCGAAUGACUCUAGGCGUAGCAGCCACCAGAAUGCGCCGCUAUUGUGACGUCGGUGUGAGUCAUGUGUUACUUGCACCAGCAAGGCCCCUGCUCUAACACUGAGUCACUUACCCUGGAAAAAUGGCGGCAGUAAUAUUAUCACCCUCGAUGUCAAAAGUGGUCAUCCCCUGGUAGUAGCCGAACCACACCAAAGCGGCGAAAUUGGCGGUCACGAUGACAACGAUGAACAGCAGGCGCAACGCCGACCCCCACUCGUCGCGGGCGGGCUGAGGGAGAUCUCGUGUUCGCAGCAUCUUCAGCUCUAUGCUGUCCGAAGAUGAAGAGGACUCCUCCCCACCCAGUUUUGGCCCUGUAGUUCUGAGGUGUGUCGUCUCGCCUACGGGUGUCUUGGGUGCCGUAGCAAAACCCGUGGCUAAGCUCCAGUCAGCUCCCGACUUGUUUGUUGACUGAACACUUGCUUUGUUCUUGGAAUGGGACCACGUCUUGGCGCGUUUCUUUCGGUGCUUUGACUUUCUUUCAGAUGCUGGGGUGCCUUGGUGUUUAGGUGUAUGCCAUCUGGAGGCCUUGCUAGAUUUCGCGGCAGCCAUCUUGGUUUUGGGUAAGGCCACUACUGAGUCUGGUGGACCUUGCGGAAGAAACGGAACAUCAAAAGGGACGCCAGGCUUAUUUUGCUGGCUGGCUGAAGAUUUUCGACGCUGGGGACGCCUUUCAAAUAGUACAGGUGCAGGAGGAGAGCAGCGAUGAGGAAGUUGCCGACGAAGACGACGCGGAAGAGAAGAUGGAGGAGGACGAUCCCCCCGGCAAGGAGACGGCACCGCGCUCCUGGAAGGUGCUCAUCACCAGGGAGGGCGGUCUGCAGCACACAGACUCUGAACACGUGUACCUGAUCGACCACGCCUGGACCUGCCGUCCCCAGCAGGCGCGGCAGCAGCUGCGGGACAUCCCCCGCCUGCUGCACCGCAUGGCCCAGCUCAUGGACCUGGAUGAAACCCUGGACCCCGACACCCUGGUGGACGCCGUCUUCGCCAGCAUGUGGCGCUACAACCAGACGUACAGCGUGUGCGGGCCCCUCACCACCACCGAGGACUCCGUGCCCGUCUGGUACAUCAUGGAUGAGUUUGGCUCCCGCAUCCAGCACUGCAGCGAGAGCCCCUCCUUCCGCUGCGUGCCCUUCUACUACAUGGCCCAGCGAGAGUCCUACAGCGUGCUGUACCCGGUCAAGGACGUCGCCUGCGGAGAGGAGGCCACCCGCAACUUUGCCGAGGGCCCCCCCUGCGACCCCCUGACCCGGGCGGCCCUCCUGCUGCCCUGGGAACCCUGCGACCUCACCCACGUCGACUGCAACCAGGCUGAGCCCAGCGAGGAGUUCCUCAGGAGCGGCCGCAAGGAGGAGUCACUGCCGGACACUUCGGUGGCGUUUGGGCCCGUGCCGACGGACCGCAAGCUCAAGGUGUUCUCCGAGUAUCGCUACGUCAACGAGCACCUGACACACCCUUCGUUCGAGCUGACGGACGACGAGCGGGAGGCUGACAUCCUCUGGUACAACUACCACUUCAAGAACUAUGGAGAGCUGAGCAGAGAAGGGGGCUGGAAGCGAGUGAACCAGUUCCCUUUUGAGCACGUGCUCACGGUGAAGGACCUGCUGGCGCUGGUGUGCCGCCGGGACGCCCAGGGUGGCCCCACGGUAGACCCGGCCACCCUGGCCACCCUCCCUGCCUGGCUCCCCACCACGUACAACCUGAAGACCGAGCUGCCCCAGUUUGUCUCCUACUUCCAGCAGAGGCAGGACAGGGGCCUGGACAACCACUGGAUCUGCAAGCCGUGGAACCUGGCCCGGAGCCUGGACACCCACGUCACCGACAACCUCCACUACAUCCUGAGGUUACCCUCCACCGGACCUAAGGUGGCCUGCAAGUACAUCACGGACCCGGUGCUCUUCCCGAGGGGUGGAGUGGGCCUCGUCAAGUUUGACUUCCGCUACGUGGUCCUUCUGUUGAGUGUGCAGCCCCUCAGGCUCUUCGCCUACCGCAACUUCUGGCUGCGCUUUGCAAACAAGCCGUUUGCCCUCGCUGACUUCGAUGACUACGAGAAGCACUUCACCGUGAUGAACUACACAGAGUCGGGGCCCCAACAGGUUACGUGUGCAGAGUUCACGGGGCAGUUUGACAGCACUUAUCCCUCUCAUCCUUGGGCCAGCAUCCAGGCAGAGGUGUUCCGGGUGCUGAGGCGCGUCUUCGAGCUGGCCUCCAGUCGGCCUCCCCCCGGAGGCCUCUGUCCGAGUCCCCAGUCCAGGGCCAUGUACGCGGUGGACCUCAUGCUGGAGUGGGACAGGACCGACCCAGGUGCUCCGAAGAUGCAGCCCAAACUGCUGGAAGUGAACUGGGCGCCAGACUGCCAGCGGGCCUGCCAGUUCUACCCAAACUUCUUCGACGAACUCUUUGCCGCCAUGUUCCUGGACCAGGCGGAGCAGAGCCCCAGCUUCAUCCCCCUAUAGCGCCUUCAACGCACAAACCUCAUCCGGGUCGUUUUUCUGGGCCGUCCGAGCAGACUGCCGGCUCGUCGGUCAUGCGCGCGCGCACUCUUUUACUUUUUGUUGAGCGGGGAGACGUUCGGGUUGUUAACCGGACACUGCCGUGGUGCAGGUUGGCAGCACGUGCGUCGGGAAAAGGGAGUGUGUGGCGAGUGUACUUACGACGCGGUGCUUUGGGCGCGUCUCCGAUGGGCUCGAAUUCCGCGUCCUUAAAAGCGGUCCCUCGUUUUCCGCCCAGCGACGCGAGUCGUUGCCACCUCGAGACAACCUUCGACGUGGGAAGGCAAAUGCGCCGGUCGAAGAUGCCUUCCGAGCAUCUUAGUUAAGGUGCCACAUGGCAACGGAAGGAGCUUCUCUUGUGUGUCGGGUGCACUCUUGGUGACAGAACGGCGUUCCCGGCACGUGUUUGUUUUAAGUGUGGCGAAGAAAUGGCUUCGCUACAUUUGGCACUGGUGUAACCGGAUCUCUUACACUUCCUUUUCAUCAUCGAGCACAAUCUUUUUUUUUUUUCGUUUAUUUUAAAAUGUUGAAGGACUGCCCAGCUCGAAUUUCAGCAGAGAUUGGGUGCGACAAAGGCGCACCCAAUGUGCGUAGUUACAACUGUGCGUAGUUAAAAUGCUUCUCGGGCUUGGGUGUUUGCAACAAGCGG